Messenger RNA from Ascochyta rabiei, 1656 nucleotides. RefSeq lists its product as uncharacterized. Gene Ontology annotation, molecular function: microtubule binding; GTP binding; GTPase activity. The coding region runs from base 1 to 1656 and encodes 551 amino acids. The record is from RefSeq and is a predicted model, not a curated record. Lineage: Eukaryota; Fungi; Ascomycota; Dothideomycetes; Pleosporales; Didymellaceae. Gene Ontology annotation, cellular component: microtubule; cytoplasm; membrane. The transcript has a single exon.
AUGCGUUCAGCUCCUCUAACAGCUGCCCGCUUUCAGUUCUUUGAACCUGCUGCAAGCAUUCUCAACACUUCUGGUGUGGCAACGGGAUCUACAAAUGGCCACAACUCCCCAGUUCAUCAGCGUUUAAUAUCAACCACGCCAAACGAAACCACCUUCUCCAGGUCAAGAAUGAACUCCCCGCAAGAGGAAUGGGUGCCGGUAACGCAAAAGGAUGCGACUGGUCUCAUUCGACUCCAAAUGAAUGGCUCCUCAAGGCGACUCAACCAGAUCGACCAGAUCAGGGCAAAGGGUGUGGGAGACCAUAUCUCGCUACCUCAGCUGGUAGUGUGUGGUGACCAGUCCGCAGGUAAAAGUUCGGUCCUUGAGGGCAUCACUGGAGUGCCGUUCCCGCGACAGGAUGGAGUCUGUACGAGAUUUGCCACCGAGAUCAUCCUUCGUCAUUGCCCCAACAGGAACGAGAUUGUUGCUAAGAUACUUCCCGCCGCCUCCCGGUCCGAAGAAGAAAGAUUUCGGAUGACUUCAUUCGAAAGACAACUUACAGGUUUUGACGAUCUGCCUCAAGUCAUUAAAGAAGCCUCGGCGCUCAUGGGGAUCAGAGACUGCACAGAUCCAAAGCUAGACUCUCCAGCGUUCACCGCCGAUGUACUUCGACUAGAGGUCAUUGGAGAUACAGGUCUUCAUCUCACAGUGGUCGACCUUCCUGGUCUCAUCUCUGUAUCGGAAAACAUUGAAGACAUGCGCACCGUUGAGUGUCUGGUGGACGGUUAUCUGGAGAGCUCAAGAACAAUCAUCUUGGCUGUCGUACCAGCCUCCAAUGAUAUCGACACUCAAGGCAUUAUCCAGAGGGCACGAAAAUUUGAUAAGAACGGGGUACGCACAGUUGGCAUCAUAACAAAGCCAGAUCUCAUCAACAAAGGCACCGAAUCGCGAGUCGCGAGCUUAGCCAAAAACUCGGAUCGUGUGAAGCUGAAGCUUGGCUUCUUCCUCCUUAAGAAUCCAUCACCUUUGGAGAUUAGCAAUGGCCUGCUUUGGGAGGAAAGGCAGCAGCAGGAAACACAAUUCUUCAGUAGUAGCCCGUGGAAGGAACAGAAUCUGGACAAAACAAGAGUCGGAAUUGACAACCUACGGAGCUUUCUCCAGCAACUCCUUGAUAACCACAUCGAACAAGAGCUACCCAAGGUCCGUAAGGAGAUAGAAUCACUACUCCGGACCACCGAACAUGAGCUGGCUCACAUAGGACCGGAGAGAUCAUCAGUCAGCCAGAUUCGCAUGUUUCUCACCCAAACCAGCAUGGAAUUCUUCAAUCUUACAAAAGCUGCCAUUGACGGAAAUUAUGGUGGUCGAGAUUCUGUCUUUUUCACUAGAACGACCAAACCGGACACUCGAUUGAGAGCCAGGAUCCACAUGGUCAACGAGCAAUUUGCCGCCUGCAUGAGAACGAAAGCUGCCAAGAGGCGACUCAAGGAUGGCGUCCAAGAAGACAGCGAAUCAAGUCAAUCUGGAAUCUCAGAAGAGUCUGAGGGUGAUGCACCAAAGCAACAAAUCAGUGUAUCGAAAAAAAACUUGAUGAAAUGGGUCAAGAAGGUUUGUAGAUGCCUGACCGGGUGUUGCUUUACUAAAACAGCAGCAGAUAUAUCUCAACAGCCGCGGCCGUGA